CUGGCAUCCACCUCCGUUGAAUCCACAAUUGUUCUGUUUAGUUAGCAUUAAAUCAUCGUUUUCUUUGUGGCCCGUCUCCAUUUGCACUUUCCAAUAUCUUAAUAUCCCUCCCCCCGGGACUGCGCCCGGGCUCAACCCCCGAUAUGGGAAGCGAUACCAAAAUCGACAAGGCUGCAUUUUCCAACCGCCUAUCAACCCUCUAUUCAGCAUGGAGGGCAGACAAGCGAUCCGCCAACCCACUGUUCGGCGGUGCCACUUCCAUUGUCAUUCUGACCGGCAAAACUGAGGAUACAAAUUCGUUCCAAAAGAGUAAUGCGAUGCAUUUUUGGCUUUUAGGUUAUGAGUUCCCUUCGACGCUUUGUGUAUUCACCACAGAGGCGAUGUAUGUUGUGACUACGGCUGCGAAAGCAAAAUUCCUGGAGCCUCUUAAGGGUGGAAAAAUCCCUGUGGAGCUUUUGAUAUGCUCAAAGGAUCCUGAGACGAAAAUCAAGGCAUUUGAAAAAUGCCUAGAUGUAAUUAAAAGCUCCGGGGACAAAGUUGGCACUCUAUCUAAAGACACAUCGUCUGGUCCCUUUGCCGAUGAAUGGAAGCGCACGUUUUCCGAAACGCUUAAAACUAUCGAGGAGGUGGAUAUCGCACCAGCGCUUUCGAGCGUCUGUUUCUCUAUUAAAUCGCAGGAAGAACUGAUCCUAAUGCGGAACGCUUCACGCGCUUGCAGCGGACUUAUGUCGAAGUAUUUUGUGGAAGAGAUGUCCCAGCUUUUAGAUGAAGAGAAGAAAAUGAGCCACCAAGCAUUCGCUGCAAAGGUGGAGGCAAAAAUUGACGACUCGAAAUUCUUCACUAAGCUCGCAAAACUACCGGCCGGAUUUGAUCCUGACCAGAUUGACUGGGCGUAUGGACCGAUCAUUCAGAGCGGCGGAAAGUAUGACCUGAAGUUUUCUGCCACAAGUGACUCCAAUAACCUACAGGCUGGUAUUAUCAUUGCUACCUUUGGCAUUCGGUACCAGACAUAUGCUUCCGCAAUCGGACGUACUUUUCUUGUCGAUCCGACGAAGUCCCAAGAAAGCAGCUACGGUUUCUUACUCAGUGUCUAUGACACCGUUAUGAAAGAUAUUCGUGACGGAGCGAUAGUGAAGGAUAUUUAUAACAAAGCUCUUGGGAUGGUCAGGGCAAAAAAACCUGAUUUGGAAAAGCACUUUGUUAAAAACAUUGGUGCCGGCAUUGGUAUCGAACUACGAGACGGUAACAUGGUGCUAAAUGGCAAGAAUACCAAAACUUUGAGGAGCGGAAUGACCCUGCGUGUUUCAAUUGGUUUUACCGAUGUUGCAGAUCCCGGUGCAAAAGAACAAAAAGACCGGCUCUAUUCCAUGGUUAUCACUGAUACAGUACGUGUCGGUGAGAGCGGACCUCACAUCUUCACAAAAGAUGCCGGGAUUGACUUAGACUCGGUGUCUUUUUACUUCGGCGAUGAGGAAGAGGAGGAGGAAAGACCGAAGAAAUCCAAAAAUGAGCCUUACAAAUCAAGCGCAAUUGCAAGCAAAAACAUAACCAAAACCAAACUGCGAGCAGAACGACCUACACAAGUCAGUGAAGGUGCAGAAGCAAGGAGACGGGAACAUCAAAAGGAACUGGCUGCGAAAAAGACCAAAGAAGGCCUUGAACGGUUCGCAGGCACCACUGGUGACCAGAAUGGAGUCACGCAGAAAAACUUCAAGCGCUUUGAAUCCUACAAACGAGACAGUCAAUUGCCUACUAGAGUAAAGGAUUUGGCUAUCUACGUUGACCCUAAAGCAUCCUCAAUUAUUGUCCCUAUCAUGGGUCGGCCCGUCCCUUUUCACAUAAAUACUAUUAAAAACGCCAGCAAAAGCGAUGAAGGUGAAUAUGCCUAUCUACGCAUUAACUUCUUGUCUCCUGGCCAAGGAGUUGGCCGGAAGGAUGACCAACCCUUCGAGGAUCCAUCAGCCCACUUUCUGAGAAACUUGACCUUGAGGUCCAAAGAUAAGGAUCGACUAGGCCGAGUUGCGCAAGAUAUCACUGAGCUUAGAAAAAAUGCUUUACGAAGAGAGCAGGUGAAGAAGGAGAUGGAGGAUGUCGUUGAGCAAGAUAAGCUCGUUGAAAUCCGAAACCGCCGCCCCAUCAAAUUGCCAGAUGUCUAUCUUCGACCAGCUCUGGAUGGCAAGAGGGUUCCAGGAGAGGUUGAGAUACACCAAAACGGUCUCCGCUAUCUCUCACCCUUGCGAAGCGAGCAUGUCGAUGUCCUCUUUAGCAAUGUGAAACAUUUGUUCUUCCAACCGUGUGCACACGAAAUGAUCGUGCUUAUCCAUGUUCAUCUCAAGACCCCAAUCAUGAUUGGCAAACGCAAGACCAGAGAGGUACAAUUCUACCGUGAAGCCACGGAGAUGCAAUUCGACGAAACCGGCAACCGUCGAAGAAAGCAUCGAUAUGGUGACGAAGAAGAAUUUGAGGCUGAACAGGAAGAAAGAAGACGCAGGGCUGCCUUAGACCGAGAGUUCAAGGCUUUUGCUGAAAAAAUUUCCGAUGCUGGCAAAGACGAAGGUGUUGAUGUCGAUAUUCCUUUCAGAGAAAUCGGGUUCACCGGAGUACCCAAUAGAUCAAAUGUUUUGAUACAGCCAACAACUGAUGCUGUUGUUCAGCUAACUGAACCUCCUUUCCUGGUUGUAACCCUGAACGAAAUUGAGGUGGCACACUUGGAGCGCGUUCAGUUCGGCUUGAAAAAUUUCGAUCUUGUGUUUGUAUUCAAGGACUUCCAUCGACCUCCCGUUCAUAUCAAUACCAUCCCUGUUGAAAAUCUUGAAGGUGUCAAGGAUUGGCUUGACUCUGUCGACAUUGCUUUCACUGAAGGACCUCUCAAUCUUAACUGGAGCGCUAUCAUGAAAACCGUCACCAGUGAUCCACAUGGGUUCUUCCGUGACGGUGGCUGGUCCUUCUUGGCCACGGAGUCUGACUCUGAGGAGGAGGAGGAAGACGAGGAAUCCGCUUUCGAGAUGGACGAGUCAGAACUUGAUGAAUCCGAAGAAAGCUCUGAAGAGGAGAGUGAGUUUGAUGAUGACGCUAGUGCUUCGGCUAGCGAGGGUAUCAGCGGAGAAGAUGACGAAGAAGGCGAGGAUUGGGAUGAGUUAGAGACAAAGGCGAAGAAAAAAGACGCUGAAAGCAGAUUGGACGAUAGGGAAUCCGGAAAGAAGCGAAAACGCUGAGUUUGCUACAGCCUCCUUCGCCUCUAGCAUGUUCAUUCGCUUCUAGUAUUUUAACCUGUGCGCUGAGAGACUCGAUUUUCUCUCUCCCCCCCCGGAUACUUCUUUGUAUUCAUCCGUCCCCUUUCCCCGGUCUAAUGUUCAUAUCAAAUGUAUUUUAUCCUGGAAUCUGCGUUAUUUCCUUUUCGUCAUCCUUCGGAAUAUUCCCCGUCAAGGGUGGCCUUAUGCCUUCAUUUCUCCUCCUUGCACUGCUUUUGUCAUCGGUUUAGGAGGAAAGGAAACAGGGAAAAAAGAAAGGGAAUUUGGACUAUGUACGUACGGGAUAGUUAGCUCAUGCGCCGAAAUCUCGAUAUCGAGGUUACAUAUCCCCGAGA
Molecule: messenger RNA, 3586 nt
Organism: Coccidioides immitis RS
Lineage: Eukaryota; Fungi; Ascomycota; Eurotiomycetes; Onygenales; Onygenaceae
Product: FACT complex subunit spt16
Exons: 7
Coding region: 144-3215 (1023 amino acids)
Biological process (GO): transcription elongation by RNA polymerase II; positive regulation of transcription elongation by RNA polymerase II
Cellular component (GO): FACT complex
Molecular function (GO): nucleosome binding
Source: RefSeq, a predicted model, not a curated record